Lethenteron reissneri (Far Eastern brook lamprey) is the source of this 12929-nucleotide messenger RNA. Its product is annotated as laminin subunit alpha-5-like. Gene Ontology annotation, molecular function: signaling receptor binding; extracellular matrix structural constituent. Gene Ontology annotation, biological process: tissue development; regulation of cell adhesion; cell adhesion. Gene Ontology annotation, cellular component: basement membrane. The record is from RefSeq and is a predicted model, not a curated record. Lineage: Eukaryota; Metazoa; Chordata; Hyperoartia; Petromyzontiformes; Petromyzontidae.
ACGCACAGCGGCUACACCUUGGGAGCUCCCACCCCCCUUCCCAGCCCCGCAGCCCGCUCGGUAUUUAAGCGAGCGACACGCGGGUGCCACGGGGGUGAAUCUUCAUGGGACCGGGCUGUUGAUCGGGUCGCUUGGGUUGUCCGUAAGUUGACGCUGCGGUUGAUUGAGGGACCUACUUCGGAUCGUCGUUGUUGGGGCGAAGCGAGAGGCGCGCGCCUGCCCGUGUGAGUACGGGGGGUGGGGAAGGGUGACAGGGUUACGCAUUCGCGUUGUACAUCGGCGAGGUUGUUACGCGAUUUAUUCCACGAACUUUUUUAUUUUGGGGCGACGUGACAUCUUUAGCCGAGCACGAAACGGUUGAUUCCACGGUUGAUUCCACGCGAAAAGAUCCGACAACCAGCCAGCCACCCAGCCAUCAACCCAAUAGUGACAGUCACACAACAAGCAACAACAACACGACGAUCGGCCCCGGGAGAGUCAGGGUAAAGCCAUGACGUAUAUGGCUCUGUCUCACCUGGUCUCGAUGCUACUGCUGCUGCUGCUACCUGCUCUCCCUUCCGCCCGGGCCGCGGGCAAUGAGCCGAGCCUGCUGCCUCCCUACUUCAACGUGGCCGAGCGUGCCAGUGCCAGCGCCACGGCGACCUGCGGUCAGGACGAGGAGGGCAGGAGCCGGGAGGACACGUCCUGCGCUCUGUCUGGGAGCGCCGCGCUCAGUGGACAGGGCAACCUGUGCGAGAUCUGCAGCCUGGACGACCCGGACUCUGCUCACCCGGUCAGCAACACCAUCGACGGCACGGAGCGCUCUUGGCAGAGCCCUCCACUCUCGCGGGGGCCACACUACAAUCACGUCAACGUCACCCUCAACCUGGGACAGUUGUUCCACGUGGGUCACAUCACGGUGAAGUUUGCCAACUCUCCCCGACCGAGCGUCUGGCUGCUGGAGCGAUCGGCAGACUUUGGACGCACGUACUCGCCCUGGCAGUAUUUUGCUCCCACGGAGCAAGAGUGCCAGCGGAGGUUUGGGGUUGCGGCCGACGAGCGCGUGAGCCGAGACGAUGACGUCACGUGCUCCACGCAGCACUCCGGCAUUGUGCCGCUCGAGAACGGCGAGGUGGUGGUGUCGCUGAUGGGCGGGCGUCCGGGCGCUUCGGACAACUCCAUCUCUCCCGCGCUGCGCAACUUCACGACGGCAUCGCACGUGCGACUGCGCCUCCUGCAGACGGGCACGCUGCCGGGGCACCUGUUGGCCAAGGCACACCAGGACCCGACCGUCACGCGCAGAUAUUUCUACAGCAUCAAGGAGAUCAGCGUUGGUGGGCGGUGCAUGUGUCACGGCCACGCGGACUCGUGCAGAGCGCGGAACCCAGCCAACCCCUACCGGCUGCAGUGCGAGUGCCGGCAUGGCACCUGCGGAGACUCGUGCGAGCGCUGCUGCCCCGGGAUGCAGCAGAGGCCCUGGAGCCCGAGUGGUCCCGACGGCGCCAACGCUUGCGAGCCGUGCAACUGCCACGGGCACUCGGACGAGUGCGUGUACGACGCCGAGGUGGACGCGCUGCGCGCCAGCAUGAACGCGAGCGGCGGCUACAGCGGGGGCGGCCUCUGCCUCAACUGCCAGCACCACACUUACGGCAUCAACUGCGAACGCUGUGAGCCGGGAUACUACCGACCGACCGGCGUGUCUCGCGAGUCCCCAGACGCCUGCAGACCGUGCGCGUGCAGCGGCGGAAAUCUGGCAAGCACUUGCGAGGAUGGCAGCGGUCACUGCCACUGCGCGCCCGGCUUCAGGGGAGACACGUGCAACCGCUGCGUCGAGGGACACGGCAGAUACCCGGCCUGUCGCCCUGUGGAGACCUCGGUGGAGAUGACCCCACAGAGGCGGCUGCCCAAUGUCCCACAGAGAGAUCAGCCCUCGGUGGAGAUGACUCCACAGAGGCGGCUACCAGGCAUGCCACCCAGAGCCGUGGAGCCCUCGGUGGAGAUGACCCCACAGAGACGGCUGCCUCAUGCCCCACACAGAGACAAGGAGCCCUCCGUGGAGAUGACUCCACAGAGGCGGCUACCGAACAAGCCGCACAGAGUCUCUGAGUGCAGGGGCCCUGGUGCCACCUCCAGCCACGUGGAUGCGAGCAGCGGCCGCUGUCGGUGCCACACGGGGUUCAAGGGGGCGCACUGCGAACGCUGCGCUGGAGGAUACUUCGGAUUCCCUCUCUGCCAGAUGUGCCAGUGCAGCACGGUGGGCACCCUGCCCGAGGUGUGUGACUCCACUGGACGCUGCCUGUGCCGCCCCGAGUUUGACGGGGAGUCAUGUGACCAGUGCGGUCCCCUCCGCCACUCCUUCCCACAAUGCCUCGGUUGCGCGUGCGACCCGUUCGGGGCGGUGGCCGAGGACUGCAGCGGCCAGGGCCAGUGCCGGUGUCGUCCCAACUUCGUGGGCCUGCGCUGCGAGGCGUGCGCCCGCGGAUUCUACGCCUUCCCCAGCUGCAUGCCGUGCGACUGUGACGUGCGCGGCUCCUUCUCCGGAGAGUGCGACGCGGCGUCGGGCGCCUGCAGCUGCCGCGCGGGAGUCUCGGGGCGGCGCUGCGACGCCUGCGCUUCAGGCACCUACGGUUUCCCCGCUUGCCAGGUGCUCUACUGUGACCCUGCCGGCUCAAGAAGCGGUUUGCAGUCGGCUCAGGCCGGGUGUCGGUGCCGCGAGAACGUGCAGGGAGCCAGCUGCAGCGUCUGCAAGUCCCUCCACUGGGACCUGCGCGAGAGCCACCCCCAGGGUUGCAGGAGCUGCCAGUGCGACAGGGAGGGCGCGCUGAGUGGGCUCGCUGAGUGCACACAGGAGACGGGACAGUGCCCCUGCAAGCCCCACGCUGAUUCCCGCACGUGUGGCCGGUGCCAGGAAGGCUUCUUUGCUCUGAAGGCCUCCAGCUACCUGGGCUGCCAAGCGUGCGGCUGUGACUUGGGCGGAUCGCUAGGUUCCGGCUGCGACGCCGGCACGGGCGCUUGCAGGUGCAAGAAGGGUGUGAGCGGACGCUCGUGCUCCAGUCCUCGCCAGGGCUACUACUUCCCCGGGCUGGAGCGGCUGCAUGUGGAGCUGGAGGAUGGACGAACGCCCACGGGGGACCCCCCGCGCUUCGGCUUCGACGGGGCGGAGUUCGCCAACUUCAGCGGGCGAGGAUACGUGAAGAUGUCGCCUCUUCAGGAAGUGGUGCAGGUGGACGUGGAGCUGGGCCCCUCCACCCUGGAUCUGUACGUGGUGGUGCUGAGCUACGUGAGCGCGCUGGACGUGCCCGUGACGGGCAGGGUGACGGUCACGCCGCGUGGGCCGCAAGCAGGCUCGGCGGUGCAGCAGGAGAAGGCCGUGGUGUUUGCUGCUGCUGCCGGGGGCGGCGGUGGCGCCGGCAUGGGGCCCGGUCGCUCCAUCACGGAAGCCAUCGUGCUGCGCCCCGGCUCGUGGACUCUCUCCGUCCACGUGUCGUUCCCCUCGUCCGCGUCAUCACCAUCAUCGCACUCAACCUCGUCGCCGCUGCUGCUGUUGGACCACGCGCUGCUGCUGCCCAGUGCCGGCGCUCUCGCCGAGUCGCCGGUCCUCCGGCAGGCGGCCUCUGACCCCUGCUCCGUCAGUCCGACCGCCGCCCAGCGUGCUCAGCUGUGUCUCCAUUACCUGUACCUGCCACUGGAGGGGUUCGCCAGCGUGCGGGGCAUCGAGGGCACGUACCACGGCACCGGCAAACAUCGCUCGCCCAGCCAGGGCCGCAAGGCCACGCACAGGCACCCCGUCAUGGCCGACGUCAGCCACAAGCAGCAAUCGCUCUACCUGGCCGUGCGGGCUCCAGAGGCCGGCCGCUACUCGCUGCUGCUGGAGUACGCGAGCGAGGCGGAGGCCGAGUCCGUGCAGGAGGCGCGUGUGUCCGUGCGCGACGCCGGCGGGGUACAGCAGUCGCUCAGGGCCAGCGUGCAGAUCCUGCCAUGCAACUACAGCUUCCUCUGCCGCGCUGUCGCCCUGGACCCGUCCGGUGGCGUGGCCUCGUAUGACCUCCCUGAGCAGGCCGAGCUGCACCUCACGGGCAGUGGCCUCAACUUCCUGCUGCACAAGGUGCACCUGAUACCCGUGCACAAGUUCAGCGCGGCCCUGCUGGAGCCCAGGGUGCACUGUGUGUCCCGUCAUGGCACCUACUCACCCACCGGCCACGAGUGCCUCGCGUCCCAGUUCCUGUUCCCGGCCGCCUCCGUGCGACUCGCGCCGACGCGCGACUCGGCGGAGAAGCCCGGCGUGGGCACGAGCGGCGCCGCGGUGUUCGGACCGAGGCCUCGACCCCGGAACCCCAAGACCCUCGCCGAGGGCAGCAGCGCUGAGCUCGCCCUGCUCGAAGGGGAGGAGAACCAGAUCCGCAUGAUCGUGCGGGUGGAGAAAUCGGGGCGCCACGUCUUCCUGCUUCACUACUUCCAGCCGGGGCAGCCCAGCGUCCACACCAAGGUGGCACUGGAAGCCAGCACUUGGUCCUGGCAUGGCUCCUUCAACGCCACGUUCUGCCCGCACGCGUAUGGCUGCCGUGGCGUCGUGGCAUUCGAGUCUCAGCUCGGCGUGGACUUGAGGGAGGGCCAGGAGGUGUCCAUCACUCUGACCAACCCCUCCGGCGAGGCCCUUUGGCUGGCGUACGUGCUGGCGGUGCCGGAGAGCCUCUUCACACCCUCCGUGCUGCGGGAGGAGCCCGUCGACCGAUCGCGCGACUUCGUCACCCUCUGCGGCGCCAACGGCUUCUCCAUGCGCGGAGACUCCGUCCCCGAGUUCUGCCGGGCGGCGGCGUCGUCGCUGUCGGCGUUGGCGGAUGACGACGGCGCCCGACGGUGCAGCUGCGACGCCGCUGGCUCCCUGCCCGGGCCGUGCCGCCCCCUCGGCGGGCAGUGCCCGUGCCGCCCUGGCGUCGUCGGACGCUCGUGCGACCGCUGCGCCGCGGCUCACCACAGCUUCCCCGAGUGCCGCCCGUGCAAGUGUGGGGGGCGGCUGUGCGACGAGCGCACGGGGGAGUGCGUGUGCCCCCCGCGGACGGUGCGGCCGGACUGCACGGCGUGCCAGCGGCUCACGUUCGGCUUCCACCCCCUGGCCGGGUGCCGCCCCUGCGAGUGUGAGGACCAGGGCCUGGCCAAGGCCGGGUGCGACCACGAGACCGGACAGUGCAGGUGCAAACCGAACGUGGGAGGGCAGCGGUGUGAGCACUGUCUGCCAGGAUUCUUCGGGUAUCCCGAGUGUCGCCCGUGCGACUGCGACGCAGCCGGGGUGUCCGGCGCCGGAUGUGACGCCGUCACGGGCCAGUGCCUCUGCAAGGAAAACGUGCAGGGGCGGCGCUGCGAUGUUUGCCGCGUCGGGACCUUUGACCUCGGCGCGGAAAACCCCAAGGGCUGCACGGCCUGCUUCUGCUUCGGCGUCACGGGGGAGUGCACGAGCUCCGAGCUGCGCCGAGAAACGAUCGCAAACAUGUCGGGCUGGCGGCUGCUGAUGGGCAGUGGGGGCGGCGAAGAGGAGAGCGUGCAGGUGAAGCACGACGAGACGGCGCGGAAAGCGGAGGCCGCUCUGAGCAAGCGGCACAUGGACGCCGAGCUGGAGCCGUACUGGGCAGCGCCGCAGGCCUACCUGGGCGACCAGCUGUCAUCGUACGGAGGGGAGCUGAGCUACCGCGUGCGCGCCUCUGGGGGUCAGGACGGACAUCGAACUCCACCCGGUGACCACCAGCAGCCCGACCUCAUCCUGCGGGGAAGCCACAUGAGCUUGGUUCAUCGCGCCGAGCGGCAGCCGGUCGUGGGAGAGACAUUCCACGGCUCCGUGCGACUCCUGGAGGACGGCUUCCAGCACGGCGCUAGCGGGCGCCCCGCGUCGCGCGAGGAGCUCGCCAUGGUGCUGCAGGACCUGCAGGCGCUGCUGCUUCGCGGCCGCACCCGCCCGGGACCCUCCCGCCUCACCCUCUCGCACGUCGUCAUGGAGACGGCCUCCGCAAACGCGUCCGGACCGCUCGCGCGGGGCGUUGAGCGGUGCCUGUGCCCCGCCAGCUACCGGGGAGGCUCCUGCCAGGAGUGUGCCCGCGGGCACUACCGAGACAGCCGAGGCUCCUUCUUGGGCCGAUGCCUCCCGUGUGACUGCAAUGGCCACUCGGACGAGUGCCAGGACGAGACGGGCGUCUGCAUUCACUGCGAUCACAACACGCGCGGGGACCACUGCGAGCUGUGCCGGGAAGGCUGCCUGCCCCGCGACGUGCAGGGCGACGAGCCCAGCAGCCAGUGCUUCCCCUGCCCCUGCCCCAUGACCAUCCGCUCCAACCACUUUGCCAUCGGCUGCGUGCAGAAGCCAGAGGGCCUGGAGUGUCUGUGCCGGGAGGGCUACGAGGGCAAGAACUGUGAGAGGUGCGCGCCGGGCUACUUCGGCAACCCGAUGGUGAUCGGCAGCGAGUGCAAGGCCUGCCAGUGCAACGGCAACGCGGCAGACGACAGCGGCAGCCCCGGCGUGCCAGGCGGCUCGUGCGACCCCGUGACCGGCCAGUGCCGCCAGUGCCGGCCCCACACGGCCGGCCCGCGCUGCCAGGACUGCGAGCAGGGUUACUACGGCGAUGCCGUCUUCGCCAAGAACUGCACCGCUUGCCGCUGCGACAAGUGCGGCAUGAAGGGAUGCGACGGCAGGAGUGGAAAGUGCAUCUGCAAGCGUGGGGUCAUGGGUCACUCCUGCAGCACCUGCGAGCCGGGCUACUACGGCUUCGACUCGUGCAAGGGCUGCGAGUCGUGCGAGUGCGCCGUCGCUGCCCUGGGCUCGCAGUGCGACCCGCGCUCGGGACGGUGCCAGUGCCCGCCCAGCGUGACGGGCCGGCGCUGCGAGCUCUGCCAGCCCGGCUACUGGAACUACGGCCCCAACGGAUGCCAGCGCUGCGAGUGCACGACGGGCUCGUGCGACCCGCAUACGGGACGGUGCAGCUGCAAGGGCGGCGUGAGUGGCGAGCAGUGCGAUCAGUGCAGCAGCCCUCUGGAAGUGCCGGUGCUCACAGCGGACGGCACCAUGCAGUGCGACAUGUGCGACGGCUGCGUGCUCACCCUGCUCAACGACAUGGACGGCGCCGGCAAGUCGCUGUCCGACAUCAAGAGCAUCCUCAAGGGCGUGAGCAUCAGCACCGUCACGACCGUGCGCCUCAACAAGCUCAACUCCUCCCUCCUGCAGGCCCAGAAAGACCUGUCGCGCUACAAGAAGUCCGUCACCGAUCAGAAGAAGAAGGUGGACGUGAUGGAGACCGACACAAUGGACUUCCAGAUGGACAUCAACGCCCUGAAGGAGCAGGUGGACAGCGGCGCGCGGCGCGUGAAGGCCCUGGAGGCGUCGCUCGAGCGCACGCACAAGCGCGGCGGCAGCGUCAGCAAGACCGUGGACAGCGUCGUGCGCUUCAUCCAGGAGUUGAUCUCGAAGGCCGGUGCAGGGCCCAGCGGGCUGCCUCUGCCUGCCGAGGAGUUCCAGCGGAAGCUGGCGGAGGCCGAGUCGCUCGUGCGGGAGAUGAGGAACAGGAAUUUUGACAAGAUGCAAGACGUGGCCGACGAAGAGAAGCGGCUUGCGGAGGAUUUGAUGAGUCGCGUGCGGAAGGAGUUCUCCAAGCCGCUGAAGGACCUGGCGAGCCGGGCCAGCGUGGCGCACGACAACCUGGAGAAGUACGACCGCGUCCUGGCCGACCUGCUCGAGUCCAUCAACGCCGCGCGCAACCUCACCAACCACGCCAACACCCUCAACAAGGCCAACCAGGCCGCCCUAGACCGCAACCAGCAAAAGGUGAAGGACGUGAGGCAGGCGGCGGGCGAGGCGAACAAGUCCCUCUCCGACGCUGAGAACGUGCUCGGCCAGGCCUACCAGAUGAUUCAGCUGCUGGAGGCGUCCCGAGUGGAGUAUGAGAAGCUGUCGGCCGAGGUGGAUGGAGCCAAGAACCUACUCCGGGACAAGGUGGAGAAGAUGGCGGAGGGCGCGGCACAGGAGCCGUUGGUCCGGCGAGCGGAGGAGCAUGCCAAGCGCCUGCAGGAGCUCGCCGACAACCUCAAGCGGCUGCUCAAGGACAUCGACCAGAACGAGUACAUCCAGAAGGCCAUCCUGGCGUCCAAGGCCUACGAGGACAUCAUCAAGGCCCUGAAGGAGACGGAGGAGGCUGCCGACCAAGCGCUGCAGGCUGCACUGAAGGCCGAGCAGGACGUACAGCGGGAGAACCUCCCGAAGAAGGCGGCCGAUUCGAAGAAGGCGAGCGAGACACUCAAGAAGAAGAUCGAGGACAAACAAGGGACGAUUAAGGACCUGGAUAAGAAGCUGCAGGGAAUCAAGGACACCGUGAACACGGCUAAGGACAAGCUGAAGGCUCUGACGGAUGCCCUGCAGCGCGCCAAGCAGGACUUGGCCAUGGUGAACCGAGGCAACAUUGACGAGGUGCUCCGCAAGGCCAAGGAGGACGCGCAGGCCGCGGGAGACCUGGCCAUGAGCACGGAGAACGAGGCCAACAGCAUCCUCGAGGAGGCGAAGAAGCUGGCCGAGAAGAUAAAAAGCGGCGCCGUCGACAGCCAGGGCUUCCAGCUCGCUUUCAUCGAGGCCACCAAGAAGGUGAAUGACCUGACGGACCUGGUGCCCGAGCUCCUGAAGAAGCUGGCCGAGCUGGAGGGCAAGAACAUCAGCGCGGACGUCGCCGGGAAUCUGAGCAACAUUCGGGAGAUCAUCGAGGCGGCGCGGCACUCGGCCAGCCUGGCGAAGGUGCCGAUGAAGUUCAACGGCACUUCUGGGGUGAAUGUGCGGCUCGGGUCGCCCCUCGAGGAGCUACGGCCCUACACCUCGGUGGCGCUCUACCUCCUGGACGCGGAUCCGGCGCGCGGGGACGACACCACUGGUGACGACAGCCGCUUCCUCUUUUACCUCGGCAAAAAAACGGAUGGAGGUCGCAGAAAGCGCCAGGCGGAUUUGGGUGACUACAUAGGAGCCUUCCUGGAGAAGAAGAAGGUGGUGUUUGUGUACAACUUGGGCAUCGGUGACACCUUCCUACGGUUCCCCGAGCCCGACGCCAUCAUCAACCCUAAGGCUUUCACCUACGUGAGAUUCGAGCGGAUCUAUGAGCACGCCCAGGCAGAGUUUCGUCAAGACAAGCGGAUAUUCAAGACCAUGUCUGUCGCUAGCCGGAAGGACUACCUGCUGGACCUGGACCCGGCCAACACCGUGCUGUAUGUGGGCGGUGCUCCUGCUGGUGCUCAGCUGCCCGCGGCCUUGUCUCUGCCGAACUUUGUGGGGAACCUGGAGCUGGCCGCCAUUAACGAGAACAUAACGAGUCUCUACAACUUCGAGAAGACGUACUUCAUGAACACCGUCACCGAUAAUCCAGCCAAGCGCUACAAGGACUCGCCGGAAGUGAACCCACAGACGUACUAUUUCGACGGCACUGGGUACGCCGAGGUGCCAGUGGACGCCAGCGGCAGCCGCUACAACUUUGACUUCGACAUCCGCACGUCGAUGGAUGACGGCAUCCUGCUCUUCAUGGAGAAAGACAACAAGUUCAUGUGCCUGUCCAUCUACAACGGGCAGCUGCAUUUCGUCUUUGACUUUGGCGCUGGCCCCGUGGUGCCCAAGUAUUCGUCUGUCAUCAAGGUCCACCAGAAGGACUACUAUGCGAUCCAGCUCAACGUGUACCAGUCGGUCAGCAAAGUUUCCCUCAACGUGGGGCCCAAGUCUGAGCGGCUAUUCUUCGACGUCUUCAGCCCGGAGAUCCAGUCCCUGUGGAGCGUGGUGGGGAACACUGCCUACAUCGGCGGGGUUCCCAAGGACCGAAUCCCAGACAGCAUCAAGCAAUACCUGCCGGUGCAGACGUCCUACAAGGGCUGUAUGAAGGCGCUGAAGGUGAUGACCUCGGCUAUUGCGCUCAAGCAGAUCCCCACGUCGGGCAUCAUCUACGGCUGCUACGACAACUUCAUGGUUUCCCGUGGUGCAGAUUUCACCGGUACAGGUUACCUGUCAUUCCAACCCGAAGGUUUCGAUGCCACCGACUUUGAGUGCGGGUUGACGUUCAAAACCACGAGUCCCUCCGGCCUCCUGAUGGGCUCUGCCGACAGGGACCUGCAGAUCUCCAUGGUCGGAGCAGGCAUCGUGCAGCUGAAGCUCGGUACCAUCACCAUACGGAGUGCCUCCAAUGGGUUUAGCGAUGGCCUGCCCCACUAUGUCAAAGUCACACGCCAAGGCAACACGGUUCGAAUGGCGGUCGACAACAAGUACGAGCCGGACAAGGAGACGGCGCGGAGAAGGCGGGCGAGCCGCCAGGCCCCUAGGCAGCUCUACUUCCUGGGCGGCUACGCUGAGGCCUCUGCCUCCAGGUUCAACGGCUGCAUCGCCAACGUCUACAUCCGCCGACCUGGCGAGGAGCACGUGGAGGACCUGCACAACUACGUGGAGAAGCUGGACGCGUCUCUGGACGGCUGCGUGGGCAGCCUGCUGGCAGCGCCGUAAUGAGGCACCAGGGGCUCACUACGCAGGGGGCGGCCACUGACCCCUGCCCACACCUCCUGCUCAGGGCUGGGGGGCCUCCAAGGAGGACAGCUCAUUCUCACCCCCACCGUGAUGGGACCCACGCUUCCAGUCAUGGGCAAUGCCACCGCUUCACUAGUAGAGGGCAGUGCGUGGUGGGGAGGGGGGGCUGCCUAACUGACUCCAUGAUCAUGAGGGAGGGCGAGGGGGGAGUGGGAUGGAGUCAGGGGUGAGUGGGGGGGGCUAACGGCAGGGCUUAGGGAAUGCCAUAAAUGUUGAGUUGGAAAAAAAUCGGUGACUGUCCUGUGGGGACACUAUAGCUGAGCGGAUAGGGCACAGAAACAACACAGUUUAAUCCCCGAGUCAGAAUCUGGUUUGUUUUUCCCCAUCCCCUCGGCUACAUUGUCUCAAUCGAGCUACUUUGUUUUGUUUUAACAUUCUUAAAAACUGGUCGUACGUACGAUGGAUAUAAAUUUUACAGGACAAAAUUUAUUUGAUUAUGGUAAUAUCAAAAAUGAAUUUUACUGAGUAAAACAUUUAAGCAUUUGGCUUCUUGCCCACUGUCUCAAGUCGGAGGGAGAUAUUCCCUCAGUCAACAAGGACGGAAUGGAGCGUGCCUUUUCUUUCAGGGGUAUUUUUUUUCACGUUAUUAUGAUUUGACACGUAAGGUUUUUAUCUUCGCGGGCAAUAUCAUUAUUCAUAAUUGAUUUUUGAGUUCAGGCACUUCAUGAUGUGACCCAAUUUCCAUCGUUAAGAUCUUUCACCAUCCGAUAUAGUUAAAAUAGAUGCAAUCGGCACGUGUUCUCGUGUUUAACUUGCCAAUUAUGAUUGUUUUAGCUCACCUGUAAUUUUAAAAACUCUUUCACAAACAAAUUUCGCAAUUAGGAAAUUCCUGGAUUAUCCAUUAUGCGGCCAAACCUAAUACUCAAUAAUGAGUCAUUGUUAUUAAGUGAUGGUACCACUUGCACCCACACUUUCCACAGUCCUAAGUACUCAUUUCACCCUGCCUAUGUCACCCUCGCCAUCGUCUCUUCUUGAAAAAACUACCAAAGAAUUAGCUGCGUGGGAGAAGCCAUUCAUAAAACAGUGUUCAUAUAUGACGUAUGAUUAAUUUUAGAGAGCUGUUAUAUGAUGUUUUCAUUUUCUGUUGGUACAAAAGAAACGUUUUGAGAACUGGCACACACAGGGCAAAUUUUACAGCCUUUGUGUUAAAUGUUGUGUUGAUACGAGAGGGAAAAAAAACAAUGUGAGGUUUUAGAGGGCACAAUAAAACGAAGAAAAUCUUAAAAGCCACCGCAAUAAAUUGAGAUAAUGCAGGCACUUUAUCUCCGUACGACAGCACAUGCCGGUGCCUGGGUGUUUUGACGGCAUUUUCUCAGACACAAACAUAAGACAAAUCGCAUCCGGGCUGAAAUUUGGCCUCAUGCCACAGGGAGGAUUCCUCGUUCGGUCAGCGAAGCGCGUUCACUCAUGCGAGCUCACGGCCCAUCCCGUGCCAGCAGGGAGUGCUGUCAAACAAAGCGCCGGACUGGUCAGUGCCUCGUUCACCGGGCCUCGUUUCAGUUGUGACGGACAGGUGACUACGGAGGGAGCGGAGGGGGGUGGGGUUAUUAACGCGUGCCUGGUGAAAUGACGCCAAGGCCGUGUUAUCAUUCCAUGGUCACGUGCCACUAAUUUGUGAUUUUAAGAUGGUUUUAGAAAUUUAACAGCAGAACGUCAAAAACAGAUGACCGGUAUACGGUACAUUCAGGAAUACUGCAUAUUUCGGUUUAUGCUUAUGCAAUUUUACUGUUCAGAAUAUCAAUGCGACGCAAACAUGUUAUACGGAACAAACAACGCUUUUUUUAUACUCCAACAUUUUCCCAAGUCGGUGUAGUGCCAUUGUUGUCCAGAGUAUUUUUAUUCUAAAUUCUAUGUUUUAUAUAUACGUAUACAUUGUCAGUAAAUUAUCGAUUGAAUCGUUGGUAGAUGAAUGAACUUGGUGAACUGAUGUACAUUUUACGCUCGACAUUCACACGCGGGAUAUAUUGCAUGAGUGGGAGCGUUGGGCGGGAGGGGGGGUGCGACCGUGUGUGAACAAUAUCAAGGUGCUAUAUUUGUAAUAAUUGAGACGCGUUCGACGCCCGUGCUGUCGAGAGUUGUCACGCGUUAAGUUGUUUUCUUUUUAAAGCCAACGGUAUAUUGCACAGACUGUUAAGGGUAUGAAUUCUCGUCUAGCUCAUACUUUGUGGUGCACACUCUGCGCCGGUAGAGUUUGGAAGUCCACGCCGGUUCUUCUUAAAGCGAGCGAGCACCGUCGUGAGUGGUGUGAGGUUUCCCAUGUGUGCGUCAUCGCCCGAGUUAUUAAGCCCGAUGCUGGGGGGGGGGGGCUGCCAGGGGACAAUCGUCCCAUCUCUCUUUGUUAUUCUCGCAAAAUAAAUGCAAAGGGAACAUUCGA